CUUGGCAGUCGGGGCGGCUCGGAAGGAGCUCUCCCGGAGCCGGAGUCGGGAGCUAGGCUGGCGGAGCUGGGCUGCAGGAGCUCGGCCGCGCCUGGUGUUGGAGUUCCUCAGGUCCUGACUGAAGCACUUGAAGUAGCUUAUCUGCCAGCUCUCCCUCCCUGCUUGCUUGCAGAGACCCCGUGUGUCAUUGCGUGCCUCAGCUGGAUCGAGGACUGCACCUCUCUGUCAUAAUCCCACUACGUAUCUAUCUAUGGAACACUAUAGACACUAAUAUCUACAAAGGUUGUCUUACUAAGCCCUGAGGAGCCCGGGGGCCACUGCUACCAUGACGACCGCCAUCCUGGAGCGCCUGAGCACCCUGUCUGUGAGCGGGCAGCAGCUGCGCCGUCUGCCCAAGAUUCUGGAAGAAGGGCUCCCCAAGAUGCCAUGCACCGUUCCAGAAACCGACGUGCCCCAGCUCUUUAGGGAGCCGUACAUCCACGCGGGCUACCGCCCCACGGGGCACGAGUGGCGUUACUACUUCUUCAGCCUCUUUCAGAAGCACAACGAGGUGGUCAAUGUCUGGACCCACUUGCUGGCGGCCCUGGCAGUCCUUUUGAGAUUCUGGGCCUUUGUGGAGGCAGGGGCAUUGCAGUGGGCCUCCCCCCACACCCUACCCCUGCUCCUCUUUAUCCUGUCGUCAAUCACUUACCUCACCUGCAGCCUCUUGGCCCACCUGCUGCAGUCCAAAUCAGAGCUGUCCCACUACACUUUUUACUUUGUAGACUACGUCGGGGUCAGCGUCUACCAGUAUGGCAGCGCAUUGGCUCACUUUUUCUAUAGCUCCGACCAGGCCUGGUAUGAGCGGUUCUGGCUUUUCUUCCUACCGGCGGCGGCUUUCUGUGGCUGGCUAUCCUGCGCUGGCUGUUGCUACGCCAAGUAUCGCUACCGACGGCCUUAUCCAGUUAUGCGGAAGAUCUGUCAAGUGGUACCAGCAGGGCUGGCCUUCGUCCUAGACAUCAGCCCCGUGGCACACCGCGUGGCUCUCUGCCACCUGGCCGGUUGCCAGGAGCAGGCAGCCUGGUACCACACCCUCCAGAUCCUCUUCUUCCUUGUCAGCGCGUACUUCUUCUCAUGUCCUGUACCGGAGAAGUACUUCCCCGGUUCCUGUGACAUUGUGGGUCAUGGACAUCAAAUCUUCCACGCCUUCCUUUCCAUCUGCACGCUCUCUCAGCUGGAGGCCAUUCUUCUGGAUUACCAGGGACGCCAUGAAAUCUUCCUCCAGCGCCAUGGUCCCCUGUCUGUCUACACAGCCUGUCUCUCCUUUUUCUUUUUAGCUGCAUGCAGUGGGGCCACCGCCUCACUUCUGAGGCACAAGGUCAAGGACAGACUGAUUAAGAAAGACUCCUGAGGUCAGCAAAUGAGGAAAGGUGUGGAGGUGGGGUUACUGUGACUUGGAGAAAACUUGACCCAAUAAUAGAAGUUGACUUUUUA
Grammomys surdaster is the source of this 1473-nucleotide messenger RNA. RefSeq names its product progestin and adipoQ receptor family member 8 (gene Paqr8). Gene Ontology annotation, molecular function: steroid binding; nuclear steroid receptor activity. The transcript is spliced from 3 exons. Gene Ontology annotation, cellular component: plasma membrane. Gene Ontology annotation, biological process: response to steroid hormone. The record is from RefSeq and is a predicted model, not a curated record. Bases 326 to 1390 code for a protein of 354 amino acids. Lineage: Eukaryota; Metazoa; Chordata; Mammalia; Rodentia; Muridae.